CUUUGCGCGCUGCGUCGGCGGCGCUCGGUCACGUCGCGGAGGCGAGGAGCUGGUCUGGCCUUUGGAGGGCCGCGGCGUGCACGCAGUUGCGCGCGCGCGGUCCGGGCGAUUGCUGCUGUGAGCGAAGCUCUUGCAGCGCGUGUUGCAGGCCGCGCAGGCGCCGUAAAUCGAUGCGCCGCGAAGACCUCUGGUUCCCUUAGUGUCCUUAAACGCUAGCUUUAUUUUUUUCGGCAGCUCGCACAAGCCACGUGUCGCUGCCUCCCUGCUCGUAGAAGGACGUGCGGACUCGCACUUGCAGUGCCGGCCGCGGAGAAGCCAUCGCUGCGAGACUUGGCAGUUCUAAGCAAUUCUCAAAAAGACAAGCUGUGCACAGCAUCCAUCUCUGAUGAUGCGGCCGCUCCUCGUCUGCGCCCUGGCAGCCACGGCCGCGGCGGAAGUCGUCCAGGUCGACGCCCCGACCGUCGGCGCCUUCCUCGAGAACGCCGCGGACAAAUUAGUAAUACUCGACUUCUACGCGCCCUGGUGCGGCCACUGCCAGCGCCUGGAGCCCGUGCUCACGAAGUUUGCCCUGGACCACCCCGACGUCGCCGUCGCUAAAAUCGACGCGACGAAACGGAUGAACGAGAGGCUCGCCGAUGCACACGGCGCGGACUCCUAUCCCACUCUACGGUUCAGAAGGAGCGGUUCUACUGAGUUCGUCGACUACGACGGAGCGCGAGACGCGGAGGGCUUCGCAUUGCUCGCGGCGCGUUUACAAAAGCCGGCCAUCGCGAGGCUCAAAAAGUACGACGCAAAGGCACUGGAGAAACUGACAGUACAUAAACCGCGCGUCGCCUUCCUGCUGACGGCGCCCUUUGAGGAAAAUCUGAAAGAAUUUGAAAGCGUCGCGAACGACCUGGCGCAUGUGGCGUCCUUUGCUUUGGUUGAUGAUCACAAGAAUACAGGAUUGUACCCGGGCAAGGUGGGCUGCGUCGCGCCGAACGCUUCCGUGCACCGCUUCCCGGGCGGGGACCUGCGGGUGUCUUCCAGCGUCUUCGCUCGUCUUCGAAGUCGUCGGCGCGAUGGCGUGGAGACGUGCUCUCGUCCUUGGCGUCGCGCCGACGAUGCGCCGCCGACGCGUGACCCCCACCGCAGGACUGGGUCGAGAAGCACAACGAGGAGCUCGUAUCGUCUUUAGGACCGCACAACUUCCGGCGCAUCGGCCUGAAGAGGAUGGUCGUGGCUGCUGUUGUCGACCCCGAGGAGGACCUCGCAGCUCAAGGCGCCGAGGCGCUCAUGCGCGCCGCGGCGGCGGGCUUCCAUGCGGACAUCCGCGAGGCCUUCGCCUUCGGCGUGCUCGACGGGAGGCGCUGGGACGAGUACAUCGCGACGUUCGACUUGCAGGUGUCGGACCUGCCGCGCGUCCUCGUGCUCGAUCGGCCGGCGGAGCGUUUUUUUGACGAGUACCGGCCGCCGGAGACGGGCGACGGCGAGGUCGCGGCCGCGGCGCUGCGGAACUACCUCCGGUCCAUAAUGAGGGGCGAGGCGAAGGCGCGGUACCUGAACUGGCGCGGCUUCCCGGACCGGUUGAAGCGGUUCUGGGCGAGGCGCAAGGGGCUGGUGCUCGCGGGGGCUGUCGUGGUCGUGUUGCUGUUCGUGGCGAUCGGGCGGGCGUGCGCCGGUGGGGAUGAGGAGAAGGAGAAGGAGGAGUAGCGUAUAUGGCCUUAA
Molecule: messenger RNA, 1707 nt
Organism: Pelagomonas calceolata
Lineage: Eukaryota; Pelagophyceae; Pelagomonadales; Pelagomonadaceae
Source: the annotation of a GenBank genome assembly